Messenger RNA from Dreissena polymorpha, 1348 nucleotides. RefSeq lists its product as uncharacterized. The transcript has 7 exons. The coding region runs from base 231 to 614 and encodes 127 amino acids. NCBI's taxonomy places the organism in Eukaryota, Metazoa, Mollusca, Bivalvia, Myida, Dreissenidae. The record is from RefSeq and is a predicted model, not a curated record.
UAGGGAAGCCAUUCAAAAUGAGGGUAAAAAACUCACCCUCAACAUCAAGGCCAUUGAGUAUGAUCCUUUGAACAGACCAAAUCGCAACCCAAUAAACACAACUAACAUCGUGAGCAUCCAGAUCGAAGAUGUUAAUGACAUGCCGCCUGGAUUUAACCAGCCAGUGUACACGUACAGAAUAGAAGAGAAGAAAAACAUAGUUACUUAUGACUACCAGCAACUGACUGGACAUGGCUUCCAGAUCAACGUUUCUGAUGAUGACUCUUUCCUGUACAACAGCUUUGAGGUGUCGUAAUACUGAUUUCUCUUUCCUCAACUUCACCAGUGGUCAAAGGUCACAGGCUUUCCCGCUUUAUGUCAGGUCACAGCUUAUCGACUUCGAACCAGGGGAGAAUAAUUAUUCGUUGACAUUACAAGCCCGUGAUACCAACAGACCAGAGCUGACUGCCACAGCUGUUGUGCCGGUAAUCCACCCGCAGGUGCUCAGUACGAUGAUUUAUUCAAUGGACAGAGUAACGUCUCUGCUGUCAGUACCAGUUACGAGUAUGAAGAGUACAAAGUCGAUUCCCAGAUCAGAAACCAGUACGAAACACUUGCUGAAACCUCUUUCAUGAAUAUUUGGUCAUAACAUCUGGCGGCACAAAACAGCAAAAUGUUAUAGAACGUGUAUCGGAUAUUUUAGGUAAUGAUUGUGAAACGUUGAAGGAAAAUAAAACCUAUGUAAAUUUGGUAUUAUCGAAAAAUUAAAUUUAAAGUUACAUGUUGUUUUUGUAGUAGCAACAUAAUGAACAAGUUGUCAUGUAAUUAAACAACUUACCAAAUGAACUAUAUUAAAUACGCUUUUAAGUGUUAUGUAUCCAGAAAUUGUAUGUAUAUACUAGCCAUGUGAUGUUUGUAAAUGGUAUUAGAAUCUAUGCAAUUGGUAACCACAAUAACGUUUUUUUUUAUAAUGCAACAUGUAGAGAAUAUUAACGAAUGACAUUUCUGAAAUUUAGAGUAUGAAAUCAUAAUAAAGCAUUUGCCUAAAAAUACAAAAUAUUGAAUGAACAAGUAAAUAGCAUGUGAACAAUAAAUGGUUUCACUCCUAGACACAAUUAUUUUUAUAAGCCAAAAUGAGAUGAUUCUUAUUUAAAAAUAAGUUUUAAACUACCAUCAUCAACGAGAAUAUUUAAAAGAUCAGUAACAGAUAACGAAAUUGUAAGUAGCGUAUAUUAUAUAUUAACUUUUAUUUGAAAGGCAUCAUUCGAAUGUUAAAGUUGAUGACAGCUCUUCUAAAACCAUAAACAAUUGUUGCGUUUCCAUUUAAAUAAAAUUAAAUGUUCGACCAUGAAUCCCCAGAACGUGUUCA